AUGCAAUCUUGGUCCAACGAUACUCAGUGCCUCUCCCUCAGUAACUGCAGCGGGGAGAACGACAACAGCACAUUGGACCAUAUCCCUCUGAAUCUCCACUCCAUCCCGCUCCUCACGGCCACCACAGUCGCGUGCUCGCUGCUGUUUCUCGUGGGAGUCGCGGGGAACGUGAUGACUAUUCUGGUGGUGAGUAAAUUCAGAGACAUGCGGACCACCACCAACUUGUACCUGUGCAGCAUGGCGGUGUCGGACCUGGUCAUCCUCCUGUGCAUGCCUCUGGACUUGUACCGGAUGUGGAGGUACAGACCGUGGCGCUUUGGAGACGCACUUUGUAAACUCUUUAAUUUUGUCUCCGAGUUGUGUACAUAUUCUACUAUUCUCAGCAUCACCGCUCUCUCCGUGGAGCGCUACUUGGCGAUAUGUUUUCCGUUACGCGCCAAGGCUCUGGUCACCAAAAAACGUGUGCGCGCGCUGAUUCUUGCUCUAUGGACCGUGUCUAUGAUGAGCGCGGGGCCCGUGUUUGUUGUGGUGGGGGUAGAACGGGACAACAGAAGCGACAUGGACCCGGAGGACACGCGCGAGUGUAAAAUGACGCACUACGCUCUGGAGUCGGGGCUGAUGGGCGCAAUGAUGUGGCUCAGCUCCGCGUUCUUCGUCAUGCCCGUGUUCUGCCUCACGGUUCUCUACAGCCUCAUUGGCCGAAAACUGUGGCAAAGGCACCGUGAGACCUGCAUGAGCUCCCGGGUCGCGCACAGGGAACGGAGCAACAGGCAAACCAUCAAGAUGUUGGUGGUCGUGGUCUUUGCCUUCGUCCUCUGCUGGCUCCCGUUCCACGUCGGCCGUUACCUCCAGUUCCGCUCCCUGUACACCCAGUCCCAGCUCCUGUCCACUCUGUCUGGAUACUGCAGCCUGGUGUCGGUCGUCCUGUUCUACCUGAGCGCAGCCAUUAACCCCAUCCUCUACAACACCAUGUCCUGGAAGUACAGAAGGGCCGCCGGUCGCCUGUUCGGGAUCACAGACAAUAACCAACCUCACCGGUGUCGCACGGCCAGCAAUUUAAAAGGACAGUGCUCAAACAUCUGGAACGAGUCCACCGCCAGCUUUUAAUCUUUAAACCGGAGGGCUAAAAGAACAUACAACAGCAUUUAUGUCAAGCAAAAACUAGCCUCAAGUGCUUCAUCAAUCAAAAUGUGAAUACUACAGAAAUUUACACCAAUCAAAUAUGGCCUUAUGUUGUUUCUGCAGAUUCUGGAUGACAAAGUAAGCACUGUAGAUGCCAUAUGCACCAGUCUGGCUUCCUUCAGAGAGGAGCAGAGGUGCGGUGUGAAUGAAACUGCGUGAAUGAAUGCAGUAUUACGUCAUUUAUUUGUAUAACUGAGAAUGUGUGACUCGAAAUGCCCUGUAACUUGGAGAUUCAAGUCCAUGCUGUGUUUAUGCUGCUCAGAGGAAAUGUAA
This is a messenger RNA of Periophthalmus magnuspinnatus, 1455 nucleotides long. It is a transcript of the gene ghsra, whose product is annotated as growth hormone secretagogue receptor a. NCBI's taxonomy places the organism in Eukaryota, Metazoa, Chordata, Actinopteri, Gobiiformes, Gobiidae. Gene Ontology annotation, biological process: hormone-mediated signaling pathway; G protein-coupled receptor signaling pathway. The coding region runs from base 1 to 1107 and encodes 368 amino acids. The record is from RefSeq and is a predicted model, not a curated record. Gene Ontology annotation, cellular component: plasma membrane. The transcript is spliced from 2 exons. Gene Ontology annotation, molecular function: growth hormone secretagogue receptor activity.